Thamnophis elegans (Western terrestrial garter snake) is the source of this 1938-nucleotide messenger RNA. RefSeq names its product KDEL endoplasmic reticulum protein retention receptor 2 (gene KDELR2). The transcript is spliced from 5 exons. Gene Ontology annotation, biological process: endoplasmic reticulum to Golgi vesicle-mediated transport; protein retention in ER lumen. NCBI's taxonomy places the organism in Eukaryota, Metazoa, Chordata, Lepidosauria, Squamata, Natricidae. Gene Ontology annotation, molecular function: ER lumen protein retrieval receptor activity. The record is from RefSeq and is a predicted model, not a curated record. Gene Ontology annotation, cellular component: membrane; endoplasmic reticulum; cis-Golgi network. Bases 97 to 735 code for a protein of 212 amino acids.
CUCUGGCCACGUCCCCGGGCCACGUCGCUCGGUGCCCGCUGUGCGCUCGCCAUCUUCGCCGCCUCGGUCCCCGGUUCCUCUCCCUCCGACGCCGCCAUGAACGUCUUCCGCCUCACCGGGGACCUCUCCCACUUGGCGGCCAUCAUCAUCCUGCUGCUGAAGAUCUGGAAGACCCGCUCGUGCGCCGGUAUAUCUGGGAAAAGUCAGCUCCUCUUUGCCUUGGUCUUCACCACUCGAUACCUGGACCUCUUCACUUCGUUCAUUUCACUUUAUAACACUUCUAUGAAGCUGAUCUACAUUGCUUGCGCCUACGCCACCGUUUACCUGAUCUACAUGAAGUUCAAGGCCACCUACGACGGGAAUCACGAUACCUUCAGGGUGGAGUUUCUUGUGGUCCCCGUGGGCGGAUUGUCGUUCCUGGUCAAUCAUGAUUUCUCCUCUCUGGAGAUCCUGUGGACUUUCUCCAUCUACUUGGAGUCCGUGGCGAUCCUUCCCCAGCUUUUCAUGAUCAGUAAAACCGGGGAAGCGGAGACCAUCACUACCCACUAUCUCUUCUUCCUGGGCCUCUACCGUGCCUUGUACCUCAUCAACUGGAUUUGGCGUUACUACUUUGAGGGGUUCUUUGACCUCAUAGCCGUGGUGGCUGGGGUGGUCCAGACCAUUCUGUACUGCGACUUCUUCUAUUUGUACGUUACAAAAGUGCUCAAAGGGAAGAAGCUGAGUUUGCCAGCCUAAAGUGCCACGGGGGGCUCCAUCCCGGAUGCGUAGAGAGAACAAUCCCGACCGUCAAGAGGUUGAAGAUGCUUGAACAGACGGCCCCCCCGCCCUCUCCUUGCAGAGAGACCCCCGCGCUGGGGCUGGGUGGGCUCUGUAGGUCCAGAGAACAAAUGACUUCUGUUGGAUGCAUCUUGCCUCCCCCCCCCUUUCCCUCUCUUUUUUUAUUACUAUGUAUAAAGAUUUUUUACACGAGAGAAACUUAAUACCGUGUGGAUUUAAUUCAGCGUGUAGUUUCAAAUUGGAGUAGUUCCAAAAACACAGUGAGGUUUUUUUUUCUCCUUUCUUUCUUUUUGGGUGGGUGGGAAACUUGGGGAUCAGGAAUCAGCGCAAAAAAAAACCCCACUUCUUUUUCCAAAAGAUUUCCUGUCAAUUGCUGAAUGAUUUUUAUUUUUGGCGCGCACAGGCCUGGGCUGAUUGACGGAUGGUAACUCCCUCCCUUGUUUGUUUCCAAAUUUCAUUCCCACCUGUAUUUAUUUUCCUUUUGGCUCCUCGCCCUCCAAACGUGGAGCGUUUUGUGCGUAGGCUGAAAUCCAAAAAGCGUCGUCAGAAAACGCUCGCGGAAAAGGGCGUCACGGUUUCACGAAUCCCUUCAAUUGCUCCCUUUCGCUUUUUCCUUUCCUUAAAAAUGAUGCUCCCGUCGGUAGCAUCUAUUAAUAAAUACUCCCCUCUUACUUCUCUUCGCCUGAAGACACGAGUUAAAACUAUUGGGUGCCAAUGCACAAUUUUUUAUUUUUUUCCCCCUUCUAAUGUAACGGUUUCGCAGCGGCCAUUCUUGUUUGCAUGUGCCCCCGUCUUGACUAAAAUUAUUCCGCAAUUUUUGCAGGGUGUGUGCGCGUGUUAUUUCUAAACCAUUUUCUAUUGACAGCAGAGUUCACCCCACCCCCUGUGAUCAUCGUCUGGCUGAAAUCAUCCACAGGCGGCAAUUUUUAACGGUGUCUCCUAUCUUUUUUAAUACAGAAUCCUUUUACAAGUAAAAACGUCUUUAUUUAGCUUUUCCAGCAAUUUUAGAACGUGCCUGUUGUUUUGGACGAUCAAUGUUCCUUUUAUAGACUUGUUCCUGAAUCAUUCUCUUAGCUUUCUUUUCUUUUCUUUUUAAAACUGAACUCUGUUGCAUGAUUUAUCCUGUGUUACCAUCCUCAAUAAACAUUUUAUGAAGUGGUU